ACGAAGGAAAUGGCCUGCGUGGCUCAACGGCAGCAGGGUCUGUUCGCCUUUUUCUGGAGCUGCUCUACCAAACUGUGUAGUCAAAAGUCUGUCUUGAGAAAAGAAACAAGCAAAAUUAUCGUGGCUUGAUUUGGAAUGAAGUGUAAUUGGAUUUCAGAACCGAAUAUAAACAAAACCUGACAGAGAAAGUCAACACUUGGCGCAUGUGCUGUGGCAGCAGGUUUUUGUUUUUGUUUUUGUUUUAAUUUGGUCCCUUUCACUGCCAUGAAGAUACUGACAGCAUAGACUACAAAGAAUAAAACUCUCCGAGACAUUGUCAUAUGAUCAAUAAUUAACAAAUCUGUAACAGUUCCUCAGGAUGUCAGUGGGCUUGGAAAAAAUUGAGAGAGUUGAAGACACGGCACAGACUGAUGCAAGUUCUGAAAGACUGCGCAUUCAAUCAAGUGAAGGCGGUGAACAGGAUUCGUUUAAAGAUUUGAAACUAGCUUCCCAGACAAUACUAGAAACGCUCCAACAAAAUGGUCGAUCAAAAUGUCCAAAAUGCCUGAGUUCAAGGAUGUUUUACUGUUACUCAUGUUGUCUUUUGGUAGAUGGCGUGAAUUCUGAUGAGAUACCUCAGGUGAAGCUCCCUUUGAAGAUUGAUAUUAUCAAACAUCCCAAUGAAACUGAUGGCAAAAGUACUGCUGUACAUGCAAAGCUGUUGGCUCGGGAUGAUGUUAAUAUUUACACAUAUCCUUGCAUGCCAGAUAAUGAGGAGGAAAAGCAUGAAGUUGUAGUGGUGUUCCCUGGACCAAAGUCAGUUUCCUUUGAAGAUCUUCCCAAGCAUUUGUCAAAGCUUGCUAAUGAGAAAUCCGCUCUUUUGAAACAUUCCUCUAAGAAUGUUCACAGCUGCAAUGAGUGCAUUACGUUGGAAGAACCAGAACAUAAACGUGCAAAACAUGACCAAAAAGACCAAGGCAGUUCAGAGGAGCAGGAUUUUGGACAGGCAAAGACAAAAAUAUCUCCAUUAAAAAGAGUGAUAUUUAUUGACAGUACCUGGAAUCAAACCAACAAAAUAAUUACUGAUGAACGUCUUCAAGAAUUACUUCAUGUUGAAUUAAGAACACGGAAGACAUGCUUUUGGCGUUGCCAGAAAGGAAAGCCGGACACAUAUCUCGCUACAAUUGAGGCUGUUUAUUAUUUUUUGGUUGAUUAUCAUCAAUUGCUUUUGAAAGAGAACUACAAUGGGGAAUAUGACAAUUUAUUGUUUUUCUAUUCAUUCAUGUACAGAUUAAUCAACAGAGCUAAACUUGCAGCUGGAAAAUUGAACUGAAGUGAAAAUAUUGACCUCCAAUGAGGUAAUCCAGUGCUCCCAAGAUCUGAAUAUCAUGCUCAGGUGGACCAAUCAAGAACGGUAGGGAAGUUUUCCAUCUGGUUGCCUAGUUAUUUUUCUUAAGUUCAAUGUUUAAAUAUGUUCCACAAACCAUUUUUGAAUUGUCUCAAAGCAGGCAAAAUCUGGCAGUCAUCUCGCAUGUAUUCAGAUUCCACAAAGAAAAUUGAUAAAUAAGAAGUCUAAAUCACUCGGCUCUACAUAAUGUCAUCAGACCAUAAACAAAUAGUGAGAGAUAUUUGUGUCCUCAGACAUUUUUAAUAUUAGCAUAUCAAAGGAAAUGUGUAUCUAUGGGUAUAUUUACCUUUUGUUUGGACAUAUCCAAUACAUGAGUAACACUGUUAAAUCUAAUUUCCAACUUUAUUAAUGAAAUCAAUUGGUUGUGUACCAAGAUCAGCAUUGUGCAUUGAUUUAAAACUUAAGCUUUCUUCAGGGCUCCACAUGUUUGGACAAUGCCAAAGUUUAUAAACAAAUCUUCUCGUUUUAGUUAUUUUCCUCCAGUUGUAUUAGACCUUGCAUUGACAGAUCUAUUUUUCAGAAUAAUUCCUAUUAUUCCUGAAUGAAGUUAGGGUCCAAACAUACACAACUAGUACCUAUUGAGCAAUGUUCCAAAAGAUUCGAGUCUCUACCUAAAGCAUUAACUUCUUAUGUUCAGAUAGGGACAUAUCUGUUUCACUUCCAACAAGUUUGUUUUUUUGACACAAGUUAUUACAUAUGGAUUAACUGCCAUAUUUCUGGUGUUAGACCAAAGUUAAGAUUCUCUGAAACAGCUUUAGUUUGAUAGCAUUGCAAAAUUCCAAUCUUAGUAAUGUUCUCCAAACAAAAUAGCAUUUUUUUCUCCAUACUUUUACUUACCCAAUCCUUGUUAUCCACUCUAGUCAAGGCAGUCCAGAUACAUUCUAUAAAUAUGUUCAACAUCAGUCUUUAAAUGAAUUUGCAGGAGCCAUAUGUCAUCAAAACAGGAAAGUCCCUGGUCUCUUUUCUUUCCCACUAUAAAUGACCCAACAGCAUCAAAAGACAGUACUUGUAUGAAAAUGGGGACCACAAAAGUUAGUUAAACUGAUUGCAAACUUAGGAAGCUACUAUUAUACAGCUACUCGCCAAGAAUCACCAAGUCAUUAGUGCUUUAGUCCAUCAACUUACCAAUGGUUAACAUUUUCAACACCUUUUGCCCCAUUCAUAAAACAAAUUCCACAUCUUAGCUGACAGUGCAUGAAAAAUCAAAUUAUACUGUAAUGGAUAGGAAGGUUUAUCACAGUGCAAACCAAGACGGGAGAUUUAACUUAAGGACUGUGAUGGAUUCAUUGUCGAUAUAUUGCCUGCCCAACUUUCCUUACCACGGAAAUCAGAGCAUAAAACAGAGGCAGCCAAUUUGUUACCAGUCAUUUUCUGCCAUGUGUCCAUUCAGCAAUCACAGCAAAUGGGGUUUUUGUUGCACUAAAUCCAAAGACAAUAGAUAUACUCUGGUUGGUUGGGUAUGGAGGGCUUGCUUAUAAGAGUGGCCCUUGGAAUAUCAGGCACUAGAGGGGUUUCUGAUAAAAUUCUGCCUUAAAAUUGCAACAUUGAUCAAUGGCAACAGACAAAAUUAAGGAUUUUUUUCCCCUUCGAACAUUUAGAUUAUAUUUUCCUGCCAUAAAUGAAACAUCUUUUAAAUUUCUACAGGGAAAAAUUGCAAAAUGGUUACUCUUAAUUCUUAAAUUAAUUCUUUACUUACCUUUAUGAUCAAAUUUAGUUCAAUGCAAUGAAGAACUUAGCAGAUGAAUUAUUUUGACAAAUUAUUGAGUCACACAGCAUGGAAACAGACACUUUGGUCUGACCACUCCGACUAUAAUCUCAUAAAGCAGUCCCACCUGCCAGUGCUUGACACAUAUCCCUCCAAAUAUUUCUUAUUCAUGUAUUCAUCCAAAUACAUUGUAACUGUACUCGCAUCCACCACUUCGUAUGGAAGUUCACGUGAACCACGCUGUGUAAAAAAAAUUGUCCCACUUGUUUUUCUUAAAUUUUUCUCCUCUUAUCUUAAAAAUAUGCUCCCUAGCAUAUAUUGAAAGCCCCUAUCCUACAGAAAAGACACCUGCUAUUCACCUUAUCUAUAUCCAUCAUGAUUUUAUAAACCCAGAGCCCCUAAAGCAGCUUCAACCUCUGUAUACGUUAUUAGCAACUCUUGUCUAAUAUUUGAUUACUGAUAUGCCAUUAUUGUAAAUGCAUAAACAGAAAACAUUGUGGGAAAUUCUUAGAUACAGAAGAUUUAUAUGGGAUAUCCUCAAAUUACAUAACAGGCAGUCCAGGUUGAGAAUGGGUACUGUUCUCAAGUCUGUUGAUUUGUACACAAUGCAGAACAAUAUAAAAAAGCUGGUCAAAAGUACAGGAAACGAUUGUACGUCAGAUCUUUAAAAUUACACUCACUAUACGGGAUCAUGUUCAUAAGUACAAAUACUCAUAAGUUGGAGGUUCAUCGAUCAGGACCGCCAGUAUUGCAAUGACACUUUCCCAGGGUGAGGGUAGGGGGGAAUGAAGAAGCAAACUAUGGUUUUAGAUAGGAGUUUCAAAUAAUAUAAGAACAAGGCUAGCAAUAGAGAGAGGCACUUCUCUAAGCAGACAUGCUAGGAAUGCUUCUCACUUCCAGUUGGGAUCUUGUAGGAUUGUGGCUACCAGAGAGCCAGCACAUAGCCCUCAUCAAAUCUGGAACUGUGUUGUCCAUGAUAUGCAGAUUGGAUUAGAGCCACAAGUCUGACGGUACUUCAGUUUGUGGGUUUGGAGCUGUAAUGACUCAGGAUUGCCAACUUGGAUUAGAGCCACGAGAGGUUGAAUAUUUUUUUUCCCUGCAGCUUUGAAAAGCUGCACAAGUGGUAAUGAUUAAAAAUCCAACAGCAGUUUUUCAGCUGGGUUCAGUGAGAAGACUUCUUCUAGUCAAAGGCAAUAGAUUUAGACACACAUAAAAAGACCAUUUUCAUUUACUGGAUACAAGUACCAGUGCAUACCAGUUUGCUUAGUUGACACUAAUAAUUAAAGCUCUUCCAUUGUAAGAAUACUACAUUGUUGGUUAGAAUGGACAGGUUUCUUGGGCCUGGCAUAGCACCAUGGUUCUUAAAUUGACUUAUUAAAGCUUUUAAUUAGUAUUUGUACCAGAUUAGAAUGCCAGAUAUACUUAGCUGACUACUUAAUCCUCAAUGCUUUGUUGUUUUGUGUUAUACUAAUUACUUGCUUAAGUGACUUGCUGCUAAAAUACUUAACAUGAAAAUUGAUUGUUUUGUUCUUUAACAUAUCAGAUACUGAAGUAUCACUACAAACAUACAGCAUCCAUGAAGAGCCAUACAGUAUUAAUAUUUGACUCUUAUGACUUCUUCAGAACUGAAAAGUAAUGGAAUUUUUAAAAAAUGAAUUAGUAUACAAUGGUACCAUAUUUGUUUUAGAUGUUUGGCAUGCAGAGUAUUUUGCUUUUGAGUAGCACUGUUAAGUCUGAUUUUGAACUUUAUUACCCAAAUUUAUUGGUUGUACACCAAGCUGAACAUCAUAGAUUGAUUUGGAUGUGAAUUAUUCCUGACUCAACACAUUUAGCAGACGUGCAUAAUGCUAGAGUUUAUUUUUUAAAAAUAUUGUCUUUUUAGUUAUUUUCUUCCAUUUGUACCAGCCUUUGCCAGUAUGCAUAUCUACUUGUCACUGAGUAAUUUCUAUUACUCUUGAAUGUGGGAGUUUAGGGGUGGGUAUGUCUAAACAUGAAUAGAUAAUACCUGCCAUACAUCUGAAGGAUUUCAAGUCAUUAUCCAAGCAUUAAUUUCUAACUGUUUCAGAUUCAGGAAAUGUUAAAAUAGUUAAUUCAUUGUGAAAUAGUGUAUCGAAAGCAAAAUCUAAAUGCUGGAAAAGGUAUUUUUAAACUUUCCCAAGGAAAUGUUAGUCCAUAUUUGUAAAAGUUAAUUUUCUGUGCCAGAUAUUGUUUGGCUUUAUUAAAAUUACAUUUUUAAAAGAAAACCCUGACACGAUGGUAAUAGAUAAAAUACAUUUUCUGGUGUAUCUACUAGCUAUCUAAUGGUAAGUACAGCAAUUUCACACUGUUUCUUAUGUUCAAUGCUGAUUCUCUUUACAAGAUACUAAUAAAGCUAAGGCUCUGGGGACUUCAUCACCAGAAUUUACUAUGCCAAUUUGUUAUUUAAAAAUGUUGAGUACUUGUUGUUUGUACUGCAAAACCUGGGCUGUUAUCAUCUUCAACAGUGUCCUAUGUAAAACAAAUGCACUGAUGAGUCAUAGAGAGAAGAAGCAAUUAUGUACAAUGUACAACAUCUGCUUGGCUUGGUAUGAUUUUGCAGAUUAUGUUAUUAAUUAUGUGUUUUGGUCUUUCUAUUUAACCUUUAAUAAAACAAAGCUGGGUAUAAA
Messenger RNA from Stegostoma tigrinum, 5737 nucleotides. RefSeq names its product DTW domain containing 1 (gene dtwd1). Gene Ontology annotation, biological process: tRNA modification. The transcript has 6 exons. The coding region runs from base 359 to 1312 and encodes 317 amino acids. Gene Ontology annotation, cellular component: nucleus. Lineage: Eukaryota; Metazoa; Chordata; Chondrichthyes; Orectolobiformes; Stegostomatidae. Gene Ontology annotation, molecular function: tRNA-uridine aminocarboxypropyltransferase activity. The record is from RefSeq and is a predicted model, not a curated record.